AUGACCAUUACCGCCCGCGUCGCCGUCACUGGCUUUCUUUCGGUCUCCUGCUUCAAACGGACCGUCGUCGACAAUACCGCUCAGGUCCUGUCCGAAACAGAGAAGGUUUCAGCUGGCCUCAUCGCAUACUCUGUCUGCAUGUCGACCAUCACGCUUGUUCUCGCCGCCGACGCAGCUGCACAGAGGAUUCUCAGCAAGGACGCCAAGGACAUGCCCGCCGCUCCGAAGGACGCCGACGCCAACCUUAAUCCUGUAUCCCAUAAUGACAACACCGCCCCCGCUACGCCUCCAUCUCCUUCGCGUUUAAUCGAAUCACAGCCAUCUCCAGCUCCAUCAUUGCGUUUAAUCAAACCACAGCCACCUCCAUCUCCAUCUCCAUCUCCAUCUCCAUCUCCAUCUCCAUCGCGUUUAAUCGAAUCACAGCCGUCUCAAUCUCUAGCAUCUUCUUCGCAUAUAAUCGCAUCAACGGAAACAAUAUCCGCUCCAAUCACCUGUACUUGUACGCCUUGCAUCAAUCUCACUUCGCCGAACCUCUACUGCAAACGUCUGUCCACUGAUUCCAACAUCACACUCCUACCCUGCGACCACGACUUCAUUACCAAUGACUGUAAAUCAUUUGAGGAGCAAAACUCGCAGGACGAUUGCUCUGACCCUCAGCCGCUCAACAUCCUAAUUUCACCAAUGAAGGCUCUCACUCUCGAUGACCCGCCACGCCCGUUAAAGCUUCGACCACUCAUUCUAGUCAUCAAGCGCAACACGACAACUACUACUCCGUAUCCUCCGCUCCCUGAACUCGCAUAUCCUAUGGGCGCAUCGACCCGACGUAUGCAGGCGCGCCCUCUCUCCGAUAGUCGACCUCAGGCUAGCGAUCCUGGCGUCCCCCUUCCUGGAUGCCCCAUAGACGCCUUUACUCGAAGCAUGGAGCCACUCGCUCUCUCCGAUCGCCCGUCUUCCACCUCAAAGCUGAGGCCUCUAUUUCUGGUUACGAAGCACGCAGCUGGUCGACUCAAGCCUCUCGCUACUAAGCUUCGACCACUCAUUCUAGUCAGCAACCGCAACACGAUAACCACUCGCCCGUCUUCCACCUCAAAGCUGAAGCCUCUAAUUCUGGUUACGAAGCACGCAGCUGGUCGACUCAAGCCUCUCGCUCCUACUAGCACUCUACUUCGACAGCCUAUGACCAAAUCGACAACGCGGACCCAGACAUAUUCACUAUCCCCUACGACCUGGAGCCCACCAGCCCAAGUGUUUUAA
Suillus clintonianus is the source of this 1254-nucleotide messenger RNA. RefSeq lists its product as uncharacterized. The coding region runs from base 1 to 1254 and encodes 417 amino acids. NCBI's taxonomy places the organism in Eukaryota, Fungi, Basidiomycota, Agaricomycetes, Boletales, Suillaceae. The transcript is spliced from 2 exons. The record is from RefSeq and is a predicted model, not a curated record.